Molecule: messenger RNA, 8417 nt
Organism: Drosophila albomicans
Lineage: Eukaryota; Metazoa; Arthropoda; Insecta; Diptera; Drosophilidae
Gene: Jarid2
Product: mucin-19
Exons: 4
Coding region: 544-7986 (2480 amino acids)
Biological process (GO): chromatin remodeling
Cellular component (GO): nucleus
Molecular function (GO): DNA binding; histone demethylase activity
Source: RefSeq, a predicted model, not a curated record
UUGCAAAAUAGCAUAUUUUAAAGUGGAAUUUACGGUCACGCUGGUCAUUAAUGUCAUGGCGGACACAAAGCAAAAAAGCGGUGGGAGAAAAAAAUAUGUGCGCAAAGAAUGGAAAAAUCUAAUGUAAAAAAUUCAAUUUUACUAUAAUGAUGAAAAUGUAAACGAAUGAUGUGUACAAAUAACAACAAUAGCAAGACAAUAAUGUAUAUUUAAGUGUAACAUUUACAAUGAUUACGGCAAGGUGAAACGAAUAAAUGAAUGAAAAUAUGACGCGAAAAUAUGAUUUCAACUCCGUGCACAGGCACCACCAACAAAAUCAGUGUUUGUAGUGUCAGUGGAAAAUUGGCAAUUGCGUACGUCGUUUAUGUAAAUGCGGAGCACGGGGAGAAGCAGAAUAAAAAACCAAAUUGCAAAUUGCCACAAUAUAUAUAUAUAAAAUAAUUCGUGUACAAAAUCGAGCGCGUUCUCACGUCUCGCCGCGACUUGUGGUGAGAGACUGAAAAUAUUGGGGGAAAAAGAGGCGCGAAAAAAUCGCACAACAAAAUGGUUGUCUCAAAAGACAACAAGCGUCGUCGCAAGGAGACGGAGACCCCGCCAACGUCAUCGUCAGCAGCAGCGGCGGCCACUUUGGCUGUGGAGUCAUCACCUGAGAUGCCUAAAAGAACGAAGGUGCAGGCACAGCGUAAAUUCGCCCAGGGUCAGAGUGCACCCAGUUCAGCGUCAGCUUACAGCGCUGUUGCCGCCGCAGCAGCGACGGCGGCAGCAGCAGCUGGUGGAACAGCAUCGGGACCGAGCACUUCGGCAGCGGACAGCCAUCAACAGCCACCGAUUGAGAUACUGCCCAACAAGUGUCCCAAGCCGCAGGAUUUCUUGACGUUCCUUUGCUUUCGCGGCACAUCCGCAUUACCCGCGCACUUGGACUAUCUGAAUCAGGGCAAGCCCAAAGCCAAUGAUGUCGUCCCGCCCAGCAGCAGCGCUAGCAGCAAUAACGAUGCGAGCAAGAAGAAAAACAAUAGCAACAGCAGCAAAAAGAAAAGGGGAAGACCUGCCAAACCAAGUAAUAAAGCGGCAGCAGAUGAGCCACUGCAGCAGCAGAAGCAGCAACCAUUGCAACUCCCUGCGGCAACAACAAGUGAUAAAAUUGAGGCAGCUGCAACGACGCCUCCAGUUUUGCUGGCGGGAGCAGUGCGCAAGCGGGCUGAGGUGAUUACAGAGGGCAAUCGACGUGGUGGACGACGCAAUGAGACCCUGAAGCGACGCUCCAACCGUGCAAGUAACAACAAGGAGAAGGAGGAGGAGCAGCAACAACAGCAACAAAUAGAGCAGGACGAUGCUGAGCAGGAGGACGACGACGAGGACGAGUUUUUUAGUGCACAUGAUGCAAGCUCACGCAACGGAGCUGCUGAGGAGUCACUGUCCAAGGCGGAGGCGACAGCGACGCAGGGAAAACGUGGUCGCCAACAGGCAGCAGCUAGAAAAACUGCUGUCGCCUCACCCGCUGCCACCGAGAGCAGCAUCACUAAGGAGAAGGGACCUGUGAAACGUGUGCGGCAACGUGAAUCACCCAUUUUUAUACCAUCACCUGAAUCCUCGGGACGCAUGACACGUCAGCGUGCUUUUUUUGAGCCAGUUAAGGUGGUGCCCAAGCAACCACCUGAUGACGAGGCCGACGAAGAGCAGGAGGAAGUAGCAAAGCCGGCAGAACACAAGGAAAAAGAGAAAGAAAAGGAUAAGGAAGUGAAGCAGCCGGCGUCGAAGAAAGCCAACGACUCAGGAACUGGAAGCAAGCAACAGCAGCAACAGCUCAGCAAGGAGAAGACAAACUCCAGCAUUUAUGCCAAAGAUGCUGCCAAGCAACUGGAGAAUGGUGGAACUGCGUCCGAUGUGGCAGCCGAGCAGCAAAAGGCACUCAAUGUAUUCGACUUUAGUUCGGACGAUGAGCAGCCGCUGGCCAAGUCCAUUAAACUGAAAAAGGGUUCAAAAAAGGGGGCAGCAACAACGACAGCAGUUGCCGCCACGGCGCCAGCACGAGGACGCAAAGCAGCUGGAGGCGCAGCAAAAAAGCAGCAGCAACAACAACAACAGCAGCAAUCAAGGGAAGAGGAUAAAGAGAAGGUGGACACGACACCAGCUACAACGCCAAGCAAAGCAGAGGAGCCUCCCAAAGCGAAACGCGGCAAAGUAUCGAAGAAAGCGAAAGCGGAGGAAGAGCAGCAAGACACUGAAUUAGAUCAGCAGCAGGAAGAGGCAGAGAAAGAGAAGAAGCAGAACGUUAGCAAUCAUAGUGCGCGUCCUGCACGUCGCCAGGCGCAAGCCAAAGCCAACAAAGCUGCUGAUAAAGCGACCGUGGAGCGUUCAGUGAGUCCAAGUCCACAGCGAAAUCAGCGACCGUCGCGUAAAACGAAAGAGGCAGCUGCCAUCUACAUGGGCAUCAUUGGACACAAGCUGCAGCUGGCCGAUGACGAGGACGAUGAUCUGUCGUUGAGCAGCUUUCCCGACAUACCGAACGUCAAGGAGAUGGAGAAGAUGGAGAAGGAGAUCAAAAAGAAUGCGGCGGGUAAAUCAAGUGAUAGAGAGAGCAGGCGAAAGUCUCCUAAGCCAACGGCAGCCACACCAGCAGCAACAACAACUACUGCAGCAGCAGCAGCUGUUGCUGCAGUUGAGGCACCUGCAGCUGUAGCAACUGUUGCUGCUGUGGAGCCAACAACACCGCCUGAGGCAACAGCAGCAGCAUCGAGUUCAGCGCCAAGACGUGGACGACCGCCAAAGCAGGCAAAAGGUGGUGCUUCGACCUCCACGGGAGCAGCGGGGGCAGCCACAGCCAAGCCUCAGAUUGAGGGAAUGUUGGUCAAGAAAGGUGCACUGGCGCUGGCCAAAGCUAAGUCCGAACAGCAACAACAACAACAGCAACAGAAGCAGCAACAACAACAACAGCAGCAGCAAGAAAAAGACGACUCCGAUGCGGAGGAGGAUUUUUUAAUCAACGAGGAGCUAAACGAAACGAAGCGCAAGCUGGAAAAGAGUUUUAGCGACUCGGAUGAUGAGCCGCUGGCCAUCAAGGUGCCAACGUCAGGAGCAGCAGCAGCAAGCACAACAGCAACCACAACAGCCAAAGGCAGCGGCAGCAAAGAGGAAACUACAGCAGGUGGCGGAGCAAGUGGAGCAGCGCAGGAGUCAAGCAAAAGCGCAGCAAGUGGAGCAACAAAUGCAGCAACAAUCACGGCAACAACCGGAGCAGCAGCAUUAAGCGGAGCCACACCUAACACAACACCGCCUGCAGCUACGUUAAAUUGCACGCCUCCUAAGCAACUGACGCAACUGGGACUAGUUAGUGGAUCACCCGUGACCUUGCCGGGUACCACACAGUUGACCAUGCUGCCAUUGACAGCGAAGCCCACAACACAGUUCUCCAUAUCGCCACCGAGUUAUGCGCCUGCAGCCGCCGUCUUGAAGACCAUGGAGAAGAAGUCGCCGGUGCCCACGUCCAAGAUACUCAAUGUGCCUGCAACAUACGCAUUGCCUGGAGCUGGCGUGGGUGCUGUGGGGUUUGCCAAGACCACCUCGUAUUUGCCCCAAGCAUCGCCGCAUUAUCACACGCCCUACGUGCGUCCCUCGACGUUUGCGCCCGGCAGCAAGACACCACAACAGGGCACAGCGACGACGCCAGGCGGCGGUGGAUCUGUGGUGAGCUCGCCGCUGAAGUAUCAGACGCCGCCGACAACAUAUCCGCCGCCCAUUGAGGCGUAUCAGUGUCCGAAGAUUAACCCCAAUUUCUUGACGCCCAAAUACGAUCGCAGCAGCGUUUUGCCGCGCACCAACAACAACAACAGCAUCAACAACAAUAACACCAGCAGCAUGAACAGCAGCUUCACCUCGCCACGUGCCACACUCAGCAGUCUGGGCGGCGGCACAGUUGUUGCUGGCUCCGUUGUGACGCCCGUUAAAAGUGUGCUGCCUCCGCCGCCUGUUGUUAGUCAGGCACAAAGUCUGAAUCUCAGCUUGAAUGCCGUGGCGUCUACAUCGGCAGCAGCUGCAGCCGCAGUGCAACAGCAACAACAGCAGCAGCACCAACAACAACAACAACAACACCACCAGCAACAAUCGUUGCCACAGCAAUCACAGCAGCAGCAGCAGCAACAACAGCAACUAAUAGCUACUCCCAUGUCUACAGCGCAACCAGCGGCAAACGCUGGCGCAGCUGCACCGCCCGUUGAUCCGCUCAAGGAUGAAAUUGGCAGCAUCUUGGCGCAAGCGACGCUUAUGCCCAGCAAGGAGGAGUCGGGUAAGAUCUUUGGCAUUGCCAGCGUCAGCUUGGCGCAAAGUUCCGGACCCGACAACACCAAAUGCACGCUGGGGAAAUGCGGUUCCAUACACAAGCCGGUGCUGGGUCCUGUGGUGCCCACGGAGGGUUAUUUUGGCGAUCAGCUGACCAGCAAGGAGCGACGCAAAGCCAAGGUGAAUAUGACGCACGAACAGAUACAAAAGUGGCUCAUCGAGUGCAGCUCGAAUCCCGACGAGAUUCAGGACGACUUGGACGAUGAGUUCGAUGAGAGUCUGCGGCCGCAGCAGGCGCAAACACCGCCAGGACCUACGACGCGUGAUGACAAGGAGAGCACAAGCUUUAGCAGUUCCUCGAACAAGACGCGCGGCGAGCUGGGCAAGAGCGAGAGCGCCUGGUCAGCCAAGGGACCUUCGCUGAAGGCGACGCCGGUGCUGGUGAGUCAAGCAGCCGCUUCAGCUGCCACGGGAGUUGGUGGCAAUCGUAGCAAGGAUGCGGCAGACAAUGAGUCGGAUGCUCUGGACUUUGACAAGUGUGUGACACCGGUGAAUCUCACGCAGAAGUCACAACUGGACGCAGUCGUUGACAAGAAGUUGCCAGAGAAGAAGGCGAAGAAUGCCAGCGCAGCUACAGCAGCAACAACAGCUGCUGCGACAACGACGUUGCCAGUGGCCAGAGCAGCUGCAGCGGGCAGCAAACGCAGUGCAGCAGCAGCAGCGGCAGCUUCAAAUACCGCUAGUCCAACGCCCACCAAAUCCAAGGCGGGCAAUAAGAAGCAAGCAAAUGCAGCUGCCAAGCUAACAACGACGACGACAACGACGCCGCCACCAAGUAACAAUAAUCCCGCCACGCCCACAACACCUGCAAAGCGUACGCCCAUCUAUCAGAAUCAGAGCAGCAAAAGCAAGGCGCAAACGCAGCUGGACAACAAGCAGCAACAGUUGGAGAAACAGCAACAGCAGCUGGAGAAGCAGCUACAACAGCUCUCGGAGAAGAACACAACGUCGGUGUAUGCUUUUGGCAAGGAAGAGGAGACAGGGGCAGCAACAACAGUUGCUGGCAAGGCAGCGAACCGCAAACGCAAUGCAGCAGACAACGAGGCAGCAGCAACCACUGCUGUAGCAGCAGCAACGCCGCCGCCAGCGCUGAGCGAACGUUCGCCAACGAAAAAGCGUGCGGCAGCUGCAGCAGCAGCAACGGCAGUUCAGCUUACAUUGAGUCCAACCGAUAAGCUAGAAAAGCCCAAGGCGACAGCGGCAGCAGCGCGCCAAGCGAAGAAACAACAGCAGCAGCAGUCGGAGAAGCAGCAACAGCAAGUGGAGAAGCAACAGUCUGUGACAAGUCCCGUUGGCUCGGAUGCCGAAGGUGCCACCUUCUACAUACCGUUGUUGCAAGGCGCUAGCGGUGGCGGUGAUGGCGGCAUUCAAGGUGUCGCUGUGAAGCUGGGACGCGAGGGACCCGAUGGACCCAAUCAAAAGGUCGUGAUGCAAGCAACGUUGGUGACCAAAGCACAAAUGGACACCAAUUCCAAGCCGUUGCCCGACAAUGAGCUGGUGAAAACCCUGCUCAAUGCAGCCACCACCACCAGCAACGAUGCUGCAACAACAACCACAACAGUCACAGGCAGCAACAGCUUGAAAGCCAGCACCUCAGCAGCAGCUGCUGCAGCCACAAGUUUAGUCCGCGUUAAUUCCAAUUCAUCGCUGUUCUCCGGCUCCGCCAAGUCAAGAACAGCGGCCGCAACAACCACAGCAGCAGCGAACGCAACCAAUGCGGCAUUGGCCAAAAAGUACAAGGAUGACACGCCAAUUAAGAUGGCCAACAAUACGGCGUUUCCACGGCACGAUGAUCCCACGCAAAUGGUCGAGGCGCCCAUCUUCAAACCCACCGAGAAAGAGUUUGCCGAUCCCAUUGAGUUCAUCGAACGCAUCACACCGAUUGCUGCGCGCUUUGGCAUCUGCAAGAUUAUACCGCCAGCCAGCUUUAAGCCCGAGUGUCGCAUCUCGGACGAGAUGCGUUUCACGGCCUACAAUCAGUAUGUGCACAAGAUGCUGCAUCGCUGGGGGCCCAGUGCCAAGGAGUUGAGUGCCAUCAAAAAGUAUUUGGCCACCCAGAGCAUUGUGAUGAAUCAUGCGCCCUGGAUCGGUGGCAUGGAAGUGGAUCUGCCGCGUCUCUAUCACACCGUCCAGGAACUCGGUGGUCUCAAAGAGGUCAUCGAGAAGAAGAAAUGGGCGCGCGUCGCCGAGGAGAUGUGCAUACCGAAGUUGGCGCAAGAUCGUGUCACCAAAUUGGAUGACAUCUACUGCAAGUAUUUGUUGCCCUACGACACAUUGUCGCCAGCGGAGCGACAGAAGCUCUUCGACGAGGUCGAAGCCGAUUGGGCCAAGCGAGAGGCACGCGCUCGUCGGAAUGCGGAUCGUUUUGUGAACAGCACGGAGAGCGUAUCGAACGAGGAGGACGACGUGUCCACCGAUGAGGAUGAGGAGUCUGAGGAGGAGAUCGAUGGCGUGUCAAUGGAAUGCAUUGUCAAGGGACGCAGCAUGCCGCUCAGUCAGUUCUAUCGCAUUGCCCGCAACACAAUGGCUCUGUGGUUCAAGAGCACCGAUCCCACCGUUAACGAAGUGGAAGCGGAAUUCUGGCGUCAUGUCGCUGUGCGCGACAGUCAUGUGUGCGUCCAUUCUGGCUCCAUUGAUAGCUCCGGCUGGGGCUAUGGUUUUCCUAGUCCGGGACCCAAAGGCAAGGGCUCGAAUUAUGCGCGACAUCCGUGGAACCUCAAGGUGCUGACCAACAAUGCCGGCUCGGUACUGCGUUCCCUGGGACCUGUGAUGGGCGUCACCGUGCCCACGCUACAUGUGGGUAUGCUAUUUUCCGCCUGCUGUUGGUAUCGUGAUCCGCACGGUCUCUCGUGGAUCGAGUAUUUGCAUACGGGCGCCUCAAAGCUGUGGUAUGGCAUACCCGACGAUCAGAGCGCCAAUUUCCGCUCAGCACUGACGUCGUUGAUACCGACGCAUUGUCAAAACAAGACAAUCUGGUUGCCCUGUGAUACGGUGAUGGUGCCGCCGCAUAUGCUCACCGAUCGUGGCGUCUCCUUGUGUCGCAUCGAGCAGAAGCCCGGCGAGUUCAUUGUGGUCUUUCCACGCGCCUACACCUCCAGCUUGGCCACCGGUUAUGUGGUCUCGGAGAGCGUUUACUUUGCCACCAUGUCGUGGCUGGACUUGGCCAAGGAUGACUUCAGGGACAUUCAUGAGAGCUGUGAGCCGGCCAUGUUCUCCUUGGAGCAGCUGCUUUUCGCCCUGGGCUACGAUCAGCGCGUCAAUUCGGACACAUUGCAGCAAAUGCUACCGAUGCUGAACGAGGUCUGCGAAAAGGAAUCUGCAGCACGUGAGCAGUUGAGGGCCGCUGGCGUCACGUCCACGGAGAAGGUGCAAGCGGAGAAGGGCCAAAAGGCGAAGAAGCAACAACAGCCGCCGUACAAGUCCAUUGAGAGCGAAUGUGAUUUGUGCCGCGCCAAUUUGUACAUAUCGAUGGUACGCACCGAGGAAGGCAACGUUUACUGUUUGCAGCAUGCGCUGAAAAAUCUCAACAACGGCAACAUUCAAGCCAAGCAAUGCAAACUGAUUUAUGCGUACAAUGUGGACGAUAUUCUGCAGCUAAUACGACAGCUGCAGGAAAAGAUCCAACACAAGCAGGCGGUGAAGAAAAAGUAGCAUCGACGACGUCGCUUUUAAAUGACGGCGACGACGAUGACGUAGCGAUGAAUCUUUGUAUAUACAAAAAAAAAAAAAAAACAGAAUGUAGUAUUCAUCUAUGAUUGUAGAUAUAUUCAGCGUGGCAAUUGGCAAUGGCAAUGAAAUUUUUGCUUGCAAUUUUGACUAGUAUACAUAGAUAUAUACUUUAUAAAUAUAAAUAUACAAAUAUUGGCUACAGAGCGAAACUAAUAAUGUUUAAGUAACACGUUUGCAAUCAAUUUUGUUUUCCAUUAUAUAUUUUUUGUUAUCAUUACUUGAUCAAAAGUAUUUAUGCUGUAUGUUAUUGUAUAUAGUAAUUAGUUAGCCCUUUCGAUUAAGUCAAAACAAAAAGAAAACAAAAUCAGUUGAUACAAAGAUUUAUACACUGCUAAACAAGUGGCAAUUUCUAC